AUGCCUCAACAGGGGAAUCCGAUCGCUACGAGCGUCCCUGUGCUGGACGUUAUACCCCGUCACGCGCCGUCUCCUUGGCUGCAGCUGGUGACACUGCUGUGGAAGAACGUGUACCUCAAGCGGCUGCGUCGCCGCUACAUCACCACGCUGCUCGAGAUUGUGUGCAUGGUCGUGCUCCUGCUGGGAAUCCAGGAGAGCGCCGUAGUGCGCGAGCCGCUCAUUCGCAGGGGCGAUACCAUCUUCGCGCCCAUCAGCCAAACCACCUUCUGGAACACGGAGCCCAGCAUGGUGCACGUCAAACAGGUGUUCUAUGCGCCCGCUGACAACAAGUACUUGUCUCGGCUGACGCGGGAAGCCUUCAAGAUGCUGCGCGUGCUCGACGUGAAAGGGCUGCCCUCGGAGAAAGCACUCGUGGCUGCCAUGCUGCGGCAGAACACGACGCCCGUGCACACCGUGGGGCUGCUCUACGGCAACAUAAAGCCCGGCGACAAGAACAGUGUACCUGUCAGCCUAAAGGUCACCUUCUUCGGCGGUCGCCUGCCUAUGGACGUGUUCGUCCACUACCCACAGCGCAUUCUGUCUCAGCCGGAGGGCCCAUCUGUGGAGGAGCGCUUCCCGGAGAGUAACACGUUGCUCCCCAUCAUGGGAACGCUGCAGCAGUUGCACCUGGAAAUGCAGGCGAUGCUGCACAAUCAUACCCAGUACACUCUGCACCCGGUGCGUCUUCAGCGCUUCCCUUACCCGAGCUACAUCGAGUACAAGGACACGAGGAACUACGCGCUGGUUCUCACACGGUUCUGCGUCGGCAUGUUGAUCCCGUUCGCUUUCUUCGUCGCUAUGCUCAGCGAAGAGAAGGUCACAGGUAUGAAGGAGAUGCUCCGGCUGGUGGGAGUAGGUGACUGGGUGUACUGGAUCAGCCACUACCUCAGCGCCGCCUUCAUGCACGUCAUCAUAGCGACGCUCAUGAUGCUGUUCGUGUGCGUCAAGCGGAACGAGGAAGGACGCUCCUUCAUCCAGUACAGCGACCCCAUGCUUGUGUUCUGCAUCCUGCUGUGCUUUGGGAGCUCGUGCACUAUGCACGCCACGCUGCUCUCCAUGUUCUUCAGCAGUCCGCACAGUGCCGUGGCCGGAGCCAUGCUGUACUGGACGUGCAGCUGCGUCAUGCCGUUCCUCCUUCUGGAGAACGACGGAGGCCAGGGUUACCACUUCAUCAGGCGCCCGCACAAACUCGUCACGUGCAUCUUUCCCGGCAUGAGCCUGCACUGGAGCUUCCGCGUGCUGGAGCGCUUCGAGAAGUUCGUGCCAUAUGGCGCUAACUGGUCGAACUUCUACGACCGGGCCGCCACUCCGGACAACGUGACGCUGGCAGAGAUCCUGUUCAUAGGCUUUGUGUGCGACUGUUUCAUCGUGGUCGCGGUCUGGUACCUAGAUAACGUGCUGCCCAUCGGUCCAGGAAUCGACAAGCCUCCGUACUACCCAUUUCAGAUUGACUACUGGAUUCCCCCUGUCGUGACCGUUGUGCCACCGACAAAAUCAGCAGCCGAAAUGCAGAACUUUCAAGAGGAUCCGAAGAGCCUGCCAGCCGCAAUAGAGAUCGUGAAAGCCGGCAAAGACUACAGCGGUCUGCUCGUCUUGCAAGACGUCACGUUGAGGAUCUUCGAGAACCAGGUCACGGUGCUUCUCGGGCAUAACGGUGCCGGCAAGACAACGCUACUGAACAUGGUCACCGGUUUCACGAAAUGCAGCGCGGGCAACAUCUUAGUUGAUGGCUUUGACAUCACGACUUCCACCAGGGAUGCCCGCAAGAACUUUGGCUAUUGCCCCCAAGGCAGCUUGCUCUUCAACGAUCUCACGGUUGAGGAGCACCUCAUCUUCUUCGCUGUCGUCAAGGGCACUCUCUACAAGGACGUGAAGCUGGAAGUGGUCACCCUUCUGCACGACGUCGGUCUGAUAAUGUACCGUUCAGACCUAGUCAGCAACCUUUCCCUGGGCUUGCAGAGACGCCUAAGCACAGCCAUAGCCAUCGUGUCCAAGCCAAAGGUGGUCAUACUCGACGAGCCCACGGCAAACAUGGACCCUGAGGCUCGUCGUGAGAUGUGGGAGCUGCUCCUCAAGAUUCGCCGCAACUGCUCCAUCUUCCUCACGACGCAGCAUCUGGACGAGGCGGACGUGCUGGGUGAUCGCAUCAUCAUCUUGGCGAACGGUCAUGUCCGGUGCGCCGGUUCCCCGGCAUUUCUGAAGCAUCGCUUCGGAACGGGCUACCACAUUAUUAUCAGCAAGUUACCUGGAGAGUGUGACGUCAGUGCUAUCGAGACUCUUCUCCGCAAGUUCGCACCCAAGGCGAGGCUGGAGAGUGACUCGAUCAACGAUGCCAUCUUCAUCUUGGGACAGAUUGUCUCGACGCGUCUCACCGUCACCAUGUUCAAGGAGUUGGAACAUCGCAGCAAGGAACUAGGCAUAGAGAACAUUGGCGUCCGGGUGACCUCGCUCGAAGACGUGCUUGUACAAGUGGACGAAGAGCACGAGGCGAAGCACACUGUGGGCAGGGAGCAGCACCUGUCAGCGAUUGACGUCAAGGAGGAUCUCGUAAAGGUGAUGGCCACCACGGUGUCCGAGAAGCCAGGACUCCUCACACAAGUGUGGGCCGUGCUCGCCAAGCGUGCCGCGUGCAUCUGGCGCCAGAAGAAGCAGUCGCUGUUGAGCUGGCUGCUGCCUCCGCUGCUGCUGACGGCAAUGUUCGAGCUCGAGUACUUGGCGCUGCGCCGCAGCAGCUGGGACGUCGAGCGAGUGUCCGACACGCUCGUCUUCACGUUCCCCGACGUCGUGCACUACGCACAGGGAUUCGUGCAAAUCAAGCACCCGAAGGACGGAAAGUUUUUCUAUGACUACAUCCAACCUCAGCUGAACCAGCGGUCCUAUUUCCUGCAAACGAUGCCCCCAGAUAUGGACAUUAACGGAAAGGCUCUUGAAAUAUCGAAAUGGAACCUGCGCUACUACAUAUUCAACGUGCACUACGGAUUUCAAAUCUUAGACGAAAACAAGUACGCACAUCCUUUUAAAAACAUCAGCUUUUGA
Messenger RNA from Rhipicephalus sanguineus (brown dog tick), 3075 nucleotides. Its product is annotated as phospholipid-transporting ATPase ABCA3-like. The record is from RefSeq and is a predicted model, not a curated record. Lineage: Eukaryota; Metazoa; Arthropoda; Arachnida; Ixodida; Ixodidae. Gene Ontology annotation, molecular function: ATP hydrolysis activity; lipid carrier activity; ATP binding. The transcript is spliced from 16 exons. Gene Ontology annotation, biological process: transmembrane transport; lipid transport. Gene Ontology annotation, cellular component: intracellular membrane-bounded organelle; membrane. The coding region runs from base 1 to 3075 and encodes 1024 amino acids.